AUGUCUCUCCCCGAGAACACUACCGUACUCAUUGUCGGCGCGGGCCCUGCAGGUCUCACAGCUGCCCUUUCUCUCGUCCAUAACGAGUGCCAUGACUUCGUCAUCGUAGACGCCGUACUCGAAGGGCAGAAUUCAUCGAGGGCGAUCACGAUACACUCUGCAACUGUUGAGGCUUUAGCCAGCAUCGAUGCAGCAGAUGGUUUACUGUCUCGAGCCAUCAAGGGGAAGAGCAUCAGAAUCACAUCCCGUAGUUCACAGAUAUUUGAAGCCAAAUACGACCCGCUAAAGAAAUAUUCCGCCCACCCUUACGCGCUCUACAUCCCUCAGAAUGUGACGGAGCUUGUACUUGGGCAGAAGUUGCAGAGCCUUGGUGUUCAAGUGCAGCGUCCUCAUAGGGUGGUAGGAAUGAAACAGAACGAGAAGGACUCUCGCAUCACCGACGUGUCCUUUGAGGAUGGUCAAGUCAUUAGAGCUAGAUAUAUUAUCGGUGCAGAUGGCGCCCGCUCAAAUAUCCGUACCAUCGCCGGGAUAGGGUUCUCUGACCCAGAAGGGCCAAAUACGGGCAACAGUUCAUUGGCUCAAAUGGUCUCUGCAGAUGUCACAUUUGACCCUGAACCAGUCGGUCCAUUAACCCUCGAGGGCCACCUCAAUGGCACAGUUUUUUCAGGCAAUUUCUUUUUCUUUACACCGCUCGGCAAACGCUUCAAUGCAGAGUUGACGCGAGAUGGAAAGCCCAUUACGAAACCCAUCUUCCGUGUAGGUUGUGCCAUCCCUGUAAAGAAUGGGAAGCCCCCCCAUGCUCCACCGAAAGAAUACAUCCAGGACUUGAUUGACAAAUACGGGCCAGCGUGUAUAACAUCAAAUCCAUGUCUUAAUCUAACACCUGUCAAAGUCGACCAGCUGGUCUGGUCGACACGUUUCAGAACACAUUCUGCUAUCGCCGACCGCACCUUCACGCGUCUUGGAGCUGCUAUUCUUCUAGUCGGUGACGCAGCCCAUAUACAUUCACCUGCGGGCGGCCAGGGCAUGAACCUGGCCAUCAGAGACGCGAUUUUCCUUGCAGAGGCUGUCACAAAGCACAUUCAAGCGUCUGCAGAGAAUCCCGAUGUGGAUGAUACCAUUUUACAGGAAUUGGGGGACGUGCGUCAUGCGCGAGCGGUGGAAAUCAUCGGCUUUACCAAGACGCUUUUGAAACUCGCAAGCCUUACGUACGAUUCUUAUGCUUGGUGGAUGCCGUGUAGUGGGGCUUCCAUCCGCGAUCUGGUACUGAGGAUCUUGGGUAGGUUUGAUUUCGUGCAGUCGAAGGUUGCGUGGGGCCUGAGUGGGCUUGGAAGACGGUAAUCGCACAUUUUUGGAUGGCUUGGUGACCCCGUGUUGUAUACCAUGAUUCGCGACAUUUAUAUUUCUAUUCAAAGACAGGAUAGUGUAACUUAGCUAAGACUGUCGUCCCUG
Suillus subaureus is the source of this 1452-nucleotide messenger RNA. RefSeq names its product FAD/NAD(P)-binding domain-containing protein. Gene Ontology annotation, molecular function: FAD binding. NCBI's taxonomy places the organism in Eukaryota, Fungi, Basidiomycota, Agaricomycetes, Boletales, Suillaceae. The transcript is spliced from 3 exons. The record is from RefSeq and is a predicted model, not a curated record. The coding region runs from base 1 to 1341 and encodes 446 amino acids.